This is a messenger RNA of Aspergillus versicolor CBS 583.65, 477 nucleotides long. RefSeq lists its product as uncharacterized. NCBI's taxonomy places the organism in Eukaryota, Fungi, Ascomycota, Eurotiomycetes, Eurotiales, Aspergillaceae. The record is from RefSeq and is a predicted model, not a curated record. Bases 1 to 477 code for a protein of 158 amino acids. The transcript has a single exon.
AUGUCUCAGCAAGCGUCCCACUGCGCUAUUUGCUUCCUGCUCCGCCACGUAGCCAACUGCGACGCCAGCGGUGAUGCAUACUCCCGGCACUCCUGGGAGUCCGGUAUGCCAGGCCAAAUGCGUGGUGAUGCAGAGGGGACGUACGGUCAGAACUAUCGGGGCAGCGUCUCUGACACCGAUGGCGAAGACUCAGUGAUGGGUGAGGAAGAUGUUGCUGAUGUCCAGGUCAACCCCAUGCGCGACCGCGAGGAUGACACCGUGAUGAGCGACUCAGAUGAUAAUGAAUCUGUAGAGCAAGGUGUUUUCCAAAGAUCCGAUAUCAUGGAAAUCGACGAUGCUAGCUGGGAGUUGCUUGGUGGUGUCAGCCUAGUGUAUGCAGAUGACUCGAUGGUGAUUGACAAUGGGAGUGACCAGCUUCGAAAGAGCGAGAUUGUACGACGAUUCAGCGUCGAGUUGCAGGCUGCUGUCGCGAUUUGA